Messenger RNA from Tinamus guttatus (white-throated tinamou), 2922 nucleotides. NCBI's taxonomy places the organism in Eukaryota, Metazoa, Chordata, Aves, Tinamiformes, Tinamidae. The record is from RefSeq and is a predicted model, not a curated record.
AUGAGAGGCUGCCGAGAGCUGCAGUCCUGCGAGCAGUGUCUGCAGGGCGCUGCCUCCCGCAACGGCUCGGGCUGCGUGUGGACGGGCUGCGGGGCGCCCGAGCGGCCAGUGCGUGACGCCUGCCGCGACGCCCGCGCGCAGCUGCACACCGUGCCCUUCGGCACCCUGGCGCUGGGCGACACCGGCACCCUGGACCGCUUCUACAACGCAGACGUGGCCGUGGUGGAGCUGAGUGACUCCAUCUGCCAGCCCUCACUCUUCUACCACCUGGGCGUCCGCGAGAGCUUCAACAUGACCCACAACGUGCUGCUGUGCGGCCACGCCGAGCUGCCCGGCCUGCAGGCCCUGCAGGAGGACAUCUGCCAGAAGAACUCGGACCUGUGCGGCAGCUACACCUUCAUUCCCUACGUGGUGACGCCCCAGAACAAGGUCGUCUGCUGCGAUGCCGGUGCCAUGAAGUGCCCGGCUGAGCUUUUCCAGCCCGGCUUCAACACAGAGGGCUUCUUCACCCCGCUGGCGGGCCGCCUGGCCAAGCUCCUCGAGGGGAUCCCCACCAACUCCUGCGGUUAUUUUCGGGAGACGAUCCGGCGCGACAUCCGCCGGGCCCGGGAGCUGUACCGGGGCGAGCAGCUGAGCCAGGAGCUGGCUCGCAUCCAGCAGCGCCUGGACAGUGUGGAGCUGCUCAGCCUGGACAUCGUCAUCAACCUCCUCCUGUCCUACCGCGACGUGCAGGAUUACGAUGCCAUCGUCACGCUGGUGGAGACGCUGCAGGCGCUGCCGACCUGCGACGUGGCCGAGCAGCACAAUGUCCGGCGGCGGGAGGCGGCUGCCCCCGCCCUGCUCUGCCUGUGCGGCCGCAUCUACAAGGACAUGUUCAUCAGCUCGGGCUUCCGCGACGCCGACACCAGGGACCGGGCUUUGCACUGGUACAACAAAGCGUUCGAGGUGGAGCCGAGCCUGCACGCGGGCAUCAACGCGGCCGUGCUCCUCGUGGCGGCCGGGCACCGCUUCGAGACCUCGCCGCAGCUCCGGCAGAUAGGCGUGAAGCUCAACUGCCUGCAGGGCCGCAAGGGCAGCCUGGAGAAGCUGCACUACUACUGGGACGUGGGCUUCUGCCUGGGCGCCGGCAUCUUGGCCAAUGACCUGGCCAAAGUCAUCCAGGCCUCCGAGAAGCUCUACAAGCUGAACGCACCAGGCUGGUACCUGGUGUCCGUCAUGGAGACGUUCCUGCUCUACCAGCACUUCCAGCGGAGCCCCCAGGCGCAAUGUGCCCGGCAGGAGCUGGCCGACUUCUGGCUGGGCUUCCUCCUCGAGGGCUGCCGGCCCCCGGCCCCCACGCAGCACUGCCCGGCGGCCGCGUCCAGCUGGAGCUUCGCACCCGCCGCCAUCCGGGGCAUCAGCAUUUGCAAGCGUGACGAGCGGGGCUGCUUCCUCUAUGUGACGCACACAGCCGAGGAUUUCCAGCUCUACUUCCCAUCCCAGCAGCACUGCCGCUGGUUCUGCGACCUGGUGCAGUCCUUGGUGGCCGAGCAGGCGGCGGGCGCUGAGGAGGUGCCCAGUCCCACACAGACCGUCCUGGAGUACAGCUACGAGUAUUCAGAGACGGGUGAGCGCGUCGUGCUGGGCCGCGGCACCUACGGGGUCGUCUACGCCGGGCGCUGUCUCAGCAACCAAGUGCGCAUCGCCAUCAAGGAGAUCCCAGAGCGCGACAGCCGCUUCUCGCAGCCCUUGCACGAGGAGAUCGCCUUGCACAAGCACCUGCGGCACAGGAACAUCGUGCAGUACCUGGGCUCCGUCAGCCAGGGCGGCUUCAUCAAGAUCUUCAUGGAGGAGGUGCCAGGAGGGAGCCUCUCGUCCCUGCUGCGCUCCAAGUGGGGCCCCCUGAAGGACAACGAACCCACCAUCAUCUUCUACACCCGCCAGAUCCUCGACGGGCUGAGCUACCUGCACGAUAACCACAUCGUGCACCGGGACAUCAAGGGAGACAACGUCCUCAUCAACACGUACAGCGGGGUACUGAAGAUCUCUGACUUCGGCACCUCCAAGCGGCUGGCGGGCAUCAGCCCCAGCGCCGAGACCUUCACAGGCACCCUGCAGUACAUGGCCCCCGAAAUCAUCGACCAAGGGCCAUGGGGCUACGGGAAGCCGGCAGAUAUCUGGUCCCUGGGUUGCACCAUCAUCGAGAUGGCCACGGGGAUGCCGCCUUUCUACGAGCUGGGCAGCCCCCAGGCUGCCAUGUUCAAGGUGGGCAUGUUCAAGAUGCACCCCGAGGUACCCGAGUCCAUGUCAGACAAGCCGGGGCAGCCGGAGGGCACCGAGGAGGCGCAGGGACAUCCCUCGGCCGUGCAGGGAGCCCGGGCAGCGGGCACAGCGGGCAGCCCCCCGCGCUGCUCCGGCGAUGUCGCCUCCAGCCACAGCUCUUUGGGGGCUCCUGAGGACUGGGUGGGCUCCGACCUCAGCCUGCGCUCGUCGUCCCCAGAGGAGAGCCGGGACCUCUUCCUGCUGCGCAAGGACAGCAAGCGCCGGGCCACCCUGCAGCGCAUCCUCGCGGCCGAGGCGCCCGCCAUCGCCGCCGCGCUGCACGACAGCCAGGUGAGGCAGGUCCUGCACCGGCACCACAUCAAGCCCCACUGGAUGUUUGCGCUGGACGAUGCCAUUAGCUGCGCGGUGCAGGCUACAUUCAGGGUGCUCGUGCAAGACCUGGGGACAACGGCCAGCUGGCCGGGGGAAGAUGUCUCUAAGGACACAGGUGAUGAGGACAACCGCACACCACCAAGCCCCAGGAUCCGUCCCCAGCAGGACAGCACCGACGUGGGGCCGGGCAGCAUCUCCAGCACCCAGAGCGGUGCCAUGUCCUCACUGCUGGGUCCCUCGGCACUGGUGUCCCAGCUCUGCCACCUCCGCCUGGAGACGGGCAGGUAG